Gossypium raimondii (Peruvian cotton) is the source of this 1234-nucleotide messenger RNA. RefSeq names its product xylulose kinase 2. Gene Ontology annotation, biological process: xylulose metabolic process. The record is from RefSeq and is a predicted model, not a curated record. The transcript has 4 exons. Gene Ontology annotation, cellular component: cytosol. Gene Ontology annotation, molecular function: D-xylulokinase activity. Lineage: Eukaryota; Viridiplantae; Streptophyta; Magnoliopsida; Malvales; Malvaceae. The coding region runs from base 1 to 417 and encodes 138 amino acids.
AUGGACUGCAACACAACUGCUCAGUGUAGAGAAAUAAAGAAAGCUGUCGGUGGUGCAUUGGAUUUGUCUAAAAUUACUGGUUCUCGUGCUUAUGAGAGAUAUACAGGACCACAAAUUCUGAAGAUAUUUAAGACACAACAAGAAACUUAUGAGAACACUGAGAGGAUCUCUCUUGUUAGCUCUUUCAUGGCAUGUCUAUUCUCAGGGGCUUAUGCUUGUAUUGAUACAACUGAUGGUGCAGGGAUGAACUUGAUGCAUAUAAAGCAAAAGGCUUGGUCUAAAGCUGCAUUGGAGGCUACAGCUCCAGGUUUGGAGGAAAAGCUUGGAAAGCUAGCUCCUGCACAUGCUGUUGUUGGUUCUAUUGCAUCCUAUUUUGUGGAGAGGUAUAAUUUCAAUAAGAAUUGCUUGGUGGUUUAGUGGUCUGGAGACAAUCCUAACAGUUUAGCAGGUCCAUGACUCUCUUUAUCUAUUAUUAAUUGAAUUCUCUAUGUGACUUAGAUCUCCACUACUCAAAAUUUCUCUAGUUUUCUAAUCAAACCCUAAUGCAUGUUUAUAGCAGUCUCCUCUCAAUACGCACUUAAAGUCUAUAGUUACAUUUAGUAUUAUUCUCUCCUUCAAAUAUUCAAUCUAUCACAGAGAAGUGAAUAGAGCGUAAUAUGUAUCGAUAACCAAAUUGAUAUGCACUCCUGGGGAUCUAGCAAUCAGUAAAGCAAUCAGUAAACUCUAAAAUAGUAUUUAAUCAGUAAAGCAAUCAAUAUUUAAUUUAUUAAAUAUUCAAAUAUUUAGUCUAUAUUUCUUCUACAUUUACUCUAAACACUCAUAGGGAUUUAGCAAUCAGUAAAGCAAAGCAGAGCAAAGCAGCAGAGGCAUAAAGUAGAGCAAAGCAGUAAAGAAAAAGAGACAGCAGUGACACCGGGAAUGAUGGAGGAGAUGACCUCGAAAAUUCAUCGGUGGUGGUAGACAAGCAAGGAGAAGGGUCGUGGUUGGGCCAUGCUUGUGUGGGAUAAUAUUUGCCUUUUUAAGGGCAUGAUAGGAAUCGGUUUUAGAGAUCUGCGGCUCUUUAACCUGGAUUUGAUCAAUCGAAAAGUUUGGAGGCUUGAAACAUCCUCAAAACCCCAUUGGUCGUAAAUAAUAUGGAAUAAAAUUUUAGCGAAAUAAUGUAUAAGAUCAAAGAAAAUGAAAGUUACAAUAUAUCAAAAGAGAGAUAAAUCAAGAAGCAUGACAUAAUGUAUUA